AUGAUAACCGACUUUUUAAUGGUUUUUUCGGCUUUGGGAGUUUUCUCCACAAUUGGAAUGUCGAAUAUCAACAAACAGUGUCGAGAUUUGUUGCAAUGUUCGAUUCAAAAGAAAUGUGUCAAUUUACCUGUUCUCUCAAAACUUGUGGACGGCAAGAACAUCUCUGCGCAGAUGUACGACGAUAUUGAUAAGUACACCGAUUACGGUUGCAUCUUUACCACUGGUUGCCAGGACGAGUGUAAUGAUUGUCCGUUGUGUUUGACGUCGAAAUUGCAAAUCGUCGAUAUUUUGUCGGGAGAAAAAUCGUCCAAUGAAUGCCCAACACUUAUAGAUUGUGCUUUGAAAUGUGUCUCGGAAUCAAACCAAGACAUUUUCCAAAUCAACAAAUGUUUGAGACAAGAUUGUGCAUUCCACUGUUUUGAUGGAUCCUGUCCAAAGUGUUCGGGAUUUAUUACAAGAGUGUUCAACCAAAUGUGUGCUGCUGGAAACUUCCGCCAAAAAGUGAAAGGCUACUCAGGUCCGUGCUAUGAAAUGUUCCACGAAAUUGUCCACGCCAAAUUUUCCGAUCGAUUCGAGAAGAACGGAAAGACGCGAGGACACAGUGGUUAA
Messenger RNA from Caenorhabditis briggsae, 609 nucleotides. The record is from RefSeq and is a predicted model, not a curated record. Lineage: Eukaryota; Metazoa; Nematoda; Chromadorea; Rhabditida; Rhabditidae. Bases 1 to 609 code for a protein of 202 amino acids. The transcript has 5 exons.